Messenger RNA from Passer domesticus (house sparrow), 1092 nucleotides. RefSeq names its product MCTS1 re-initiation and release factor (gene MCTS1). The transcript is spliced from 7 exons. Gene Ontology annotation, biological process: formation of translation preinitiation complex. Gene Ontology annotation, molecular function: RNA binding. The coding region runs from base 16 to 951 and encodes 311 amino acids. Lineage: Eukaryota; Metazoa; Chordata; Aves; Passeriformes; Passeridae. The record is from RefSeq and is a predicted model, not a curated record.
AUCCGCCCGCCGUGCAUGACGGGGCGCGGCGCACGGAAGCGCGGCCGGGAAGCGCUGGCACCGCCCCGGGCCCGCCCCGGGAUCCGCCCCGGGCCCGCCGGAACUGAGCGCGGCUCCGUGCCCGCCGCGCCGGCGGGGCGGCCCCUGGGCGGGGCUGCGGGCCCGGGGGGGCCCGCACCGGGGGCGCGCACCGGGGCCCGCCCCGCCUCACCGGCCCGGCCCGGCCCGGCCCGCCUCAGGCUGGCCGCGCUCCGGGCGGGGCUCGGCGGCGUUCACGGGAGCUCAUUCCCCGCAGCCUGCGGCCUAGGCCGAGGCCUGUUCGCUCGUGGUAGCAUUUUCAUGACUCUAAAAAGAAACUGGGUGAUCACCUGUGUGUCUGUUUAUGUAGCAGCCACCAGCCUAAAGAACAAACACAGAUUUGAUGAAAAGGAGAAUGUAUCAAACUGUAUCCAGCUGAAGACUUCAGUUAUUAAAGGCAUCAAGAAUCAACUGAUAGAUCAAUUUCCUGUUAUUGAACCAUGGCUAAACCAAAUCAUGCCAAAGAAAGAUCCAGUCAAAAUAGUAAGAUGUCAUGAACAUAUAGAAAUCCUCACUGUGAAUGGGGAGUUGCUGUUCUUCAGGCAAAGAGAAGGGAUUUUUUACCCGACACUAAGGUUGCUUCACAAAUACCCAUUUAUUCUCCCGCAUCAGCAGGUUGAUAAAGGCGCCAUUAAAUUUGUCCUGAGUGGAGCUAAUAUAAUGUGCCCUGGCCUGACGUCGCCUGGAGCAAAGCUUUACCCUGCUGCUGUUGACACUGUUGUGGCAAUUAUGGCAGAGGGAAAACAACAUGCAUUAUGUGUCGGAGUAAUGAAGAUGUCAGCUGAGGACAUUGAGAAGGUCAACAAAGGGAUUGGUAUUGAAAAUAUCCACUAUUUAAAUGAUGGCCUUUGGCAUAUGAAGACAUACAAGUGAAACAACAGGAACUGUUACUCCAAAGGAAUGCACUUAGAUUAAAUGUGGACUGCUUUGUAAUUCCUUGUUUUUAAUGUGACUGAAUGUACAAAUUAUUUUGUUCUGUGGCUAUGCUAAAUAAAUCAGUUGAAUGCAAAAGUA